AUGGACUCCAAUAGCUCAAAUUCUCGCGUCUCGGUGGCCUGUGAGACCUGCCGCAGACGGAAGCGCAAGUGUGAUGGCUUGCGUCCUGCUUGCUCGUUGUGUAUAACCAAGCGUGCAGUUUGCCAGUACAAUACCGAAAAGCGCAACAGGCGUAGAGUUGACGCGGACUAUGUGAGGGGGCUGGAAGAUCAGAUCGCGAUGCUCAAAGAGGAGUUGCAUCGAUCCCAACCCGUCAACGCCGUCACUUUGACCGAGAACGUCCGGCUCGGACGCAAGGAGGCUUGUGCGAAUUCCCAUAACAAUACGGCAGAUCCUGCUACUGUUGCUUCUGCUAUACCAGACAGCAUGUCAACUGCGAUCGAAGACGUCAGCGCCCUGAUCUGGCGUAUGAGUAUUGAAAGCAAUGGGGAAGAAGCGUUUAUUGGACCGUCGGGAAAUUUCUGUUUCCCUGUCUCCCACUGGGAGGAUCUGAGCACGGGUGGACAGAAGCAUAUGCCUUCUACGACUCUCCCUAGUCCAAGCUCCUGGGAAGAAUCCUCCGGAUCUAGCCGGACGGACAUACGAAGUACUACAAGCUACCUGCUCGCUUUGUUCACACAAUGCGUCAACCCCAUUCACCAGUUCGUCGACACGGAGACUCUGAAUAAGCUGCACGGCGAUCACCUGAACGCAGACCUCACACUAAUCAAGACCGCUGCGUUAGCCGCUGGCGCACUUUACUCGGAUGAUGCCAAGAGCAGGACGGUUGGCGAGGAGGCUGCAGCCGUGGUUGACGCCAUGGUCAUGCAGCACUGUCGAGAAUCGCCGAGUGUUCAUACCGUACAGGCUUUAUCUAUCAUGUGCUGGCGGGAGCUGGGGCUCGAGGAACACAACAUGGCGUGGAUGUACAACUCAAUGUGUGCCAGCAUGGCCCUUCACCUAGGCCUACCAGUCAGCAUGGCCCAGGAGACCAAAUUAUCCGAUGCUGAGUCCAUCAAUUCACACCAAGAAGUUCACGCUCGUCACGUUCAGUUGAGAGCGCUCUGGUCAUCAGUGUUCAUGGAUCGAAUCGCAACAUCCCUUUUGGGACGCAACUGUAUGCUCCCAUGGAGGCGGAUCAAGACCCAGUUCUUUAUCAGCACCGUUGGGCCGGUACCUUCCCUAGACGAGCUAGCCUUUGACCAUCAAUGCCGCUUGUGGUUCAUCCAUGAUCAACACAUGGAUAGAAUCUACUCGUUCGAAUUCACAAGCUUGAGCAGCGCCCAAAAGUUCCAUAUCUUGUUGAAUGCGCGGGACCAAUUGUACGCUUUUCGACGACAGGUGGACCCUCAAAUCCAGUUGGGCCGGACCCGUGCGAUCGUGCCCUCGAUCAUCUACUUGCACAUCUCGUACCACAUGUCGCAUAUCCUCAUCCACCGGCCGUACCUCAAGCAAGCCACCCAGCGAAGCAGCAUGUACCAGCUAUGCGUUCGCGCCAUGUCCACCGCCGCGGCGUCGAUUGUCCGACUCCUCCGUGAGUACCGCAAGGUCGCGCCGGUCGACCACAUGCCCCCGUUCGUGGUUCACAGUGUGCUCACGGCCGCCGUGACGCACCUCUGCAAUGCGACCUCGACGUACCAGGCCCUACGAAGCGCGUCAACUGCGCAGUUUCGGGUGUGUUUCCAUGUCCUGUGGGUGAUGCAGCAGCGGUGGGUCAAAGCGAGGCGAGCGAUUUGUCUCUUGCGGCAGCUGGCGCGCAGAUGGCAGGUCAUGGGGGCCUUGCCUUUGCAGCAUGGGUUUUCUGCUGUCUCUAAUCCGAGAGAGGAGGCGCCAGAAGAGGAGCAGCUUGAGUCAGAAUGGUUGCCCGCGGAGGAGGCUCAUGAGGACGAGGACACGGCUUUAUUUGACAGUGAAGAAACAGGGACCGCCAGCAUCUUUCCGGACCUCUUCCAUGAGUCCGGCUUCGACUUGUUUGGGAUGACAGACUACUAG
Molecule: messenger RNA, 1950 nt
Organism: Aspergillus fijiensis CBS 313.89
Lineage: Eukaryota; Fungi; Ascomycota; Eurotiomycetes; Eurotiales; Aspergillaceae
Exons: 6
Coding region: 1-1950 (649 amino acids)
Biological process (GO): regulation of DNA-templated transcription; DNA-templated transcription
Molecular function (GO): DNA-binding transcription factor activity, RNA polymerase II-specific; zinc ion binding; DNA binding
Source: RefSeq, a predicted model, not a curated record